AUGUCACAGAGAAAGGCCAGAGGGGCACCAGCCAUGCCUGGAGUGGGGCAGAGCCCGCUGAAGGCCAGGCCGAGGUUGCUAGCAGCCACAGACAGGAGGAGGAGCUGCCUGAGCAGGACAAGGCAAGACCUGUGGGAAGAGACCAGCUGGAGCAACCAAAGGCGGAGCAGGGCUGCCCCUGACCCAAGAGGGGCCAGGACCAGGAGCCUGGCUCUUGGCAGGAGUGAGGCCAGUCCUGAGAACGCGGCGCGGGAGCGGAGCCGGGUGAGGUCACUGAGCCAGGCCUUCCUGGCCCUGCAGGCCGCUCUGCCUGCAGUGCCCCCCGACACCAAGCUUUCCAAGUUGGAUGUGCUGGUUCUGGCCACCAGCUACAUAGCCCACCUCACCCGCAUGCUGGGCCAGGAGUUGCCCGGCCCUGCCUGGCCACCCUUCCUGCGUGGACUCCGCUACCUGCACCCUCUCAAGAAGUGGCCGAUGCGAUCUCGUCUCUAUGCUGGAGGUCUGGGGUGCUCUGGUCUCAACUCCACCACAGCCAGCACCUUGGGCCAAAGAACAAAGGAGGAAGAGGUCAAGCCCCAAGUCUCUGGAGAGGCAGAUGCUCUCCUCCCCACCAGGCCACUCUCACCAGCUCUUGGGGACAAAUGA
Messenger RNA from Molossus molossus (Pallas's mastiff bat), 645 nucleotides. RefSeq names its product transcription factor 23 (gene TCF23). Lineage: Eukaryota; Metazoa; Chordata; Mammalia; Chiroptera; Molossidae. Gene Ontology annotation, biological process: regulation of transcription by RNA polymerase II; developmental process. Gene Ontology annotation, molecular function: RNA polymerase II transcription regulatory region sequence-specific DNA binding; DNA-binding transcription factor activity, RNA polymerase II-specific; protein dimerization activity. Bases 1 to 645 code for a protein of 214 amino acids. The transcript is spliced from 3 exons. The record is from RefSeq and is a predicted model, not a curated record.